Vigna angularis (adzuki bean) is the source of this 1527-nucleotide messenger RNA. RefSeq lists its product as uncharacterized. NCBI's taxonomy places the organism in Eukaryota, Viridiplantae, Streptophyta, Magnoliopsida, Fabales, Fabaceae. The transcript is spliced from 2 exons. The coding region runs from base 1 to 1527 and encodes 508 amino acids. Gene Ontology annotation, molecular function: zinc ion binding. The record is from RefSeq and is a predicted model, not a curated record.
AUGCCUAACUGUGAUGUCGAAGUGGUCUUUCACCAUGGGGGCAAAUUUGUGAAUGAUGGGUCAUUUAAAUAUGAGUUUGGUCAAACAUCUACUUUAAAAAUUGACCCAGAUAGAUGGAGCUACUUUGAAAUUAUGUCCAUUUUGAAGGAGAUGGGCUAUAUUAAUGUUAAAGAGUUGUGGUAUUCAGUGGGUGGUGGUACUGUGUUAGAAGGAAGGUUAGAACUAUUAUCUGAUGACAAGGGUGCAUGUGAUCUGGUCAACCUUGCCAUUUUGAAUGGUCAAUCUCACCUGUAUGUUGUACACAUGGUGUCAGAUCCUGAGUACGUUCAUAUGUUGGGGGAGGGUGACACUGAUAAUCGUGUAGAGGUAGAGUGUGAGGAAGAGUGUGAGAAGGCUGGCAAUGAUAAUUGUGUGGAGGCAGAGGCUGAGGGAGACACUGAUGGGGCUGUUUUGGGGGAGGGUGUAGAGGCUGACAAUGAUAACAUUGUGGAGGCAGAGGUUGUGGGAGAGGAUGUUGGGGCUGGUUUGGGGGAGGGUGUAGAGGCUGUUAAUGAUAACUUUGUGGAGGCAGAGGCUGAGGGAGAGGAUGUUGGGGCUGUUUUGGGGGAGGGUGUAGAGGCUGACAGUGAUAACUUUGUGGAUGCAGAGGCUGAGGGAGAGGAUGUUGGGGCUGUUUUAGGAGAGGGUGUAGAGGCUGACAGUGAUAAUUUUGUGGAGGCAGAGGCUGAGAGAGAGGAUGGGGGACAUGAUGACUACGAUGUUAGAAGUUGGAAUGGAGAUGAAGAGGAUGUGUUGAGUGAAGAUCAUCUUGUGGAGGUUAGUGUCCAUGGAGAUGAAGUGGAAGAUGAUUUCUGUAACCGUAGUGAGGAAGUUGAAGUGGGUGGACCAAGUGGGAAGUAUCUAAUGAAGAGAUGGGCAAGAAAUAGAGAGAAGAUAAGCUGGUCAGGAUUCAAAUUAUUUGAAGUGAGACACACUUCCAACAUUGGUGACAAGUUUGUUGUUGACAUAGAUAAAGUGGACUGUAGUUGCAGGAAAUGGAGUAUAACAGGAAUCCCAUGCUGUCAUGCCCUCACUGCCAUGACAUUUUUAAACAUCAAUGGAGAAGACUACAUCUCACAUUGGUUUACAAAGUCAACCUAUGAACAAACAUACUUUCCAAUGAUAUAUCCAGUCAACAGUGCUCAUAUAUGGGAAAUGACUUCAAUGCCUGAUGUGUUGCCUCCACCUAAGAGGAUUUUGCCUGGUAGACCGAAAAAGAAAAGAAGAUUAGAGCCUUGGGAGCUAAAGAAAGAUGACACUCAACUAAGACAAGGUGGAACACAUAAGAGAUGUGGCAUAUGUAGAGAGCUUGGACAUAAAAGAAAUACUUGUCCACAAGCUGCCCAAGCUGCUCCAACAACUCCAAAUGCAACUCAAUCCAGUCAAAUUACUCAAUGCGAGGUUGAACAACCCCAACAAAGUCACCCAUCAACAACAGCACCUCAGACAACUUCAACACCAGCUGACCCAACUGCCACAGCACCUUAA